Molecule: messenger RNA, 19417 nt
Organism: Pieris rapae (cabbage white)
Lineage: Eukaryota; Metazoa; Arthropoda; Insecta; Lepidoptera; Pieridae
Exons: 28
Coding region: 63-19211 (6382 amino acids)
Molecular function (GO): protein binding
Source: RefSeq, a predicted model, not a curated record
CUUGAUUUUAAGACAGUCCGCGUCUGGCUAUCGCGUACUCCGAAACGAUAUGCGCUCCCGCCAUGGGCAGUAAUUGUUGUAAGGGUGACGCCGCGGGCAAUCCUCUGGUGCGGUCAAACUCAUCUGUUUACACCAGGAAUCGUGCGGGAGCGACAUUAGAUCACCGCUUCAGGACUUCAGUGGAUGCCAGUGGAGUACGACUCACGGUGUCUUCAGCCCAAAUUGGCGAUAGUGGCGUCUAUACUCUACAAGCAAGCAAUGCUGCGGGCAAAGACACGACUCGGGUCUCAUUGGAGGUAUCUCCAGAUGAGACACCUACAGGAGACGACCCACCCGCUUUCCUUCGACGACUGCAGGACCUCACUGUAAAGGUCGGGACCAGGACUAGGUUCCUUGUGGAAAUCUUAAGCUCCACUGAGUGCAGGGUGACCUGGUACCGUAACGAGCGUCGACUUCUGGAGGCGGAGAGGAUUGCUCUGGUACGCGACGGCAACUUCUGGUGCGCAGAUGUUGCAACGGUCAGCGUAGACGAUGCUGGCAGGUGGACCUGCACUGCUGAAAACUUGGGAGGAAGAGCCAGCUGCUCUGCACAUCUCAAUGUAUUAGUGCCAAAGGCAUAUAAACGUCCGGAGUUUGUAGAAGAACUACGCGCCAUACUCACAGAACAAGGAACUGUGUCAUUGGAGUGUAAGGUUGUCGGGGUACCCACUCCUGUACUGAGAUGGUUUAAGGACAGUAGAGAAAUAAAAGCUGGCGACGUGUUUGCACUAACAGCUAAUGCUGAUGACCCUACCUCUCUUGGUACUUACACCUGCGAGGCAAUCAAUUGUAUGGGGAGGGCCUAUUCCUCAUCGAAGGUACAUGUCAUCGGACGCUCCAAGGAAGGAUCAGAUAAGCCAGGUGGCCUGACAUCUGAUCCGCCGCCAAUAUUCACAAAGGAGCUGGAAGAUCAGUUUGUAAGAAUUUGCGAUCAUCUUUCAUUAAGAUGUCAAAUCGUGGUGCCACCCUGGCCGCGUAGCGUUGUUUGGUACAAUAAGCAAGGAAAAGUUGAUCCUAGUACACGAUACCACAUAAUUGAGGAUGGCGUUGGAGGUUAUAUGAUAGAAGUUUCGGCUUCUGAGUGGGCUGACGAAGGAGAAUGGAAAUGCGUAGCAACCAGUGCUGGUGGCAGGGUUGGUAUUUCAACCUGCAGUGUCACAAUGGAUGUGCCUAAGAAUUACAGAAAGCCACGCUUUAUGGAGAAUCUACAGGCAGUCCUAACCGAAGAGGGUCUAGUCUCUUUCGAAUGUAAAGUUGUCGGCUUCCCAACCCCAAUACUCAGCUGGUUUAAAGAUGGUCAAGAGCUGAAACCUGGAGACGUGUAUCAACUCACGGGAACAAAUUCACUCGGCUCAUAUUGUUGUAUCGCACGCAACUGCAUGGGCCAAGCUAGCAGUUCAGCAGAACUCACCGUUGAAGAUAUCCAGAACCAACUGAACGAAGAGGAAAAGCUACAGUUGUUCUCUAAAAACCAAGCACCUAAGUUUUUGCAAGGACUAAAAAGUGUUGAAGUAAAAAUUGAUGAGCCAUUCCGCUUCACAAUCAAAGUUGUCAUUCCGCCUGAACCAACAGUAUUAUGGUAUCGAGAUGAUCAGCCUAUGGAUGAGUCUCCUCGAUGUCACCUUGGAAAGGAAGACCGUGGUGUAUUUUAUUUAGAUAUAAAAAAUUUAGAACUUAUGGACCAAACUGAGUGGAAAUGUGUAGCGAUGAAUGACUAUGGUCAUAGUGUUACGUCGUGUUUUUUAAAAUUAAUUAUUCCGCGACAUUAUAAAAAACCAAGAUUUUUGGAAAACCUUCAAGCCAUUCUAUCAGAUGAAGGUGCUGUAAAUCUUGAAUGUAAAGUAAUUGGCGUACCACAACCUGUGUUGAAAUGGUAUAAAGAUGGAGAAGAAUUAAAACCAGGUGAUAUACAUAGAAUAAUAUCAGGUCAAGAUGGAACGUGUUGCCUUGGAACUUAUACCUGUGAGGCGCAAAAUUGCAUGGGCAUUGCUGCCAGUUCAGCUUCUCUCCUAGGCUUUGAAGAUACAGUAAAAGCUAAAAAGAAGAGAGCUGAUGACCAAAUUUUACAGCGUAAUUUGUCAUUAAGCACAAUCCACGAAGAGAGAACUUCACAAAUGUAUGACACACCUGUGGCUGAUGUAACUUUAGAUGAAAAAGGAGAAAUAUCAUUUUCUUUUGAUGGAAAAGAAGUUUCAGUAUCACUUUAUGAAACACCUGAUUUAACAGAAGAAGAAGCACUGCAAAUAGUAGAAAUGUACGCUGAUCAGUUAUCAGAAAAUGUCACAGAACAUAAUGUUAUAGAAUUGCCUCCUUUAAGAUUUGUUAAAGAAACAUCUACAUCUGGAAAUCUUCUAAUGGAAGCUAUCAUUAUAGAUGUUUCACCUGACUAUUUUGUACCGCCUGAAGAAGAUUUAAGAACUGAGGCCGAUAUUGAAGAUAUUUCAAUAGCUGAAGAAAAUGGACAGCAGCAACUAUCCUUUGAUCAAGAUGUUGCAGAUGAAUAUAUUGAUAAAACAAUGGCUUUACUGUGUGAUGAAAAAUCUGACAUAGUCUUAAAACCAGUUCGACGAAAAUCAGAUUCACAGAAAAGUGGCGAAGAUUACUUCAGCUUAUCAAGAGAUCAGUCGCUCUCUGAAGAAAAAAAAGACGAUGACACUCAAAUCUUAUCUGAAAGCAUAACUUUUGCCAGUGCUCAUAGCACCGGGAAACAAAAGUCAAAACCGUCUCAAGAAGAUGAUGUAGGUACCCAGGAAUCGUCAGAUAUUACCAAAACGGUAUUGUUAAGAGAAGAGCUCCGAACUUGUAUAGAUAUAGAAAAUAAAACUACUAUACUAACAAGUAGUGCUAAACGCGAUUCUUUACAAUCUAAAACUAGUUUUAAAAAAGGGGAAGUUGACAUUACUGACUUAAAUGAAAAUAUGAUUUUUAUUAGCUUAUCUUUAUCUAACAUUCUGAAUAAAGUCCAAAUGUUGAAAAGAGACAUUAUUUUGCAGUCUGAGUCGAUGCCUACUGCUGAAAUAGCUUCAAAAAGCCUAGAAAUGAUUAACAGUAUUAUUGAUCCUUUAACUGAAAUACAAAGUAUUACUGAUGCUUUUAAAGAAUCAAAGAAUGACGAUGCUAAACCUAAAUUACUUACUAAACUUCCACAGUGCUUGAAAUAUCUUCUAAACUCUUUGGCAAUGGUCGAAAAAUGUGUUGACGUGGGAAGUGACAAAACUCUGAUUAAUAACACUUGCAUUUCUAUAAUAAAUAAUUGUCAAGAAGAUAUAACUACAUUUGUAGAAAAAAUUAGACAAAUUCCAGACAAGUAUUCACCCUUAAUUGAUGAAAUGGUUUCAACGGAGAUAAAACUGUUUGCAAACGAUAUUCUUAAUAUAAUUGCCAUUUCCAAAACCACAGUCACUACUAAAUCUAAUCUUAGCCAUGAAAUCCAUAAAGAAGAAUUAUCAAUUGAUAAGCAACAUUUGAAUAAUACCCAAAAAGCAAUAUAUCACUUAAAGGUUCCGCUUAAUUCUCUUUUGGGUAUUAUUGAAAAUGCUUUGAAAAAAAGUCUGUUAAGCUACAAUGAAACUAAUAAUGCUGAGGCAAUCCUAUUUAAUAUGUCAUCGUCUAUACAAGACUUACAGACAGCGUUAGAGCAGAUAGAGUUUCUAUCAGUUGAGGAAUCAAAUUCGUCUUUGCCGAAAUAUAAUACAACAACAAUAGAAACCGUUAUAAGUUCGGUUUUAAAAUUAAGAAACUCAUUUGAGAGCCUAUCUUUUGAAAAAGAAAAAAAAUAUGAUAAAGACCAAUUGGGAAGUGUGUUACAAGUUAUUAAAGUUGACUUGGAGGAUAUCUCUUUUCGUAUUAACGAUAUAGAAAACACUAUUGGUUCAUUUGAUGUUUUAUAUGGAGAUAAUAAACUAGAAAUCCUACAAAGAAUGGCACAUGUAUUAAUAGCUUUAGAAAAUUCUUUGCCAGUUUUAAGCUCAUUGCCAAAUGUUCAAACAACUGUAUCAACAUUUCAUAAAAAUCUAACUAAAGCAUUAGAAAAUGCCAUAGAAAGUAAUGAAAGUGACAAAUACUCUGCACUUUUGCAUAUAUGUGACGUAGUGAGUAGAAUUAAUGUCUCAAUUAAAGGUUUCGAAUCAAGCAAGUUCAUAUCUCUUACAAGCAUACUAAACAACUUUAACAUUAUUGAAGAAAAUCUUAAAUGUCUUAGUAUUGAUCAAGGUAUACGUGAAGACAUAUUAAAAAGCGUUUACCAAUGUUAUAUUGAUAUUCAAAAUGUCAAAAUGUCAACUUAUGCGGAGGAUCUAAGUAUUAAAAUGAAUUCAGAACGAGGUGAAGAUAUAUCAACGGAUCAAUUUUAUACUGAAUCAAAAGCUAACUUAGUAGUUCAACAGAUCGAUCAAGUAAUAGCUACAAUUAACAAUAUUUCCCCAGAAGAGGUGACUCCAAGCCUCUGUUCUAUUUUACCAAUUUUGCAAAAUACUUGUCCGGUUUUAGAAGAACUUAAAUUUUGUGUAGCAUCUCUAGAAGAAAACAUACAAGAUAAUUCUCAUGCAUCUGAUAUUAUAUCAUUAGCACAAUCUAUUGGAAACCCGUUGCAAUCAAUUCAAGAAAAUAUUACAGUCCUGAAUCAAGUACUUCUUGAAACAGUAGGAGAGACAAAAUCUAAAGACGAUGCGAUAGGUGUAUUUGCAAAACCGCUUUAUGAAUUGUAUACAACUUUACAAGCAUUACAAGAAAAUGUUUUUUCAGAAUAUGAAAGUUUCUCACUAAAUGAAAACAGUAUCAAAAUUGCAACCUCAUCAGAAGUUCUUCAAAAAUGCAUUUUGAUAGUAGAAGAACAAUGUUAUAUUGAAGGAUUAGAUGAAAUGUCUACUUUACAAGACAUAUCGUGUUUAAAAACAAUAGCAGAUCCUACUUCUGAAGGCGAUUUAAUCUCACCUGUCAUUCAAGAAACACUUUCGGAAGCUCCUAAUAUGUAUACUUUAGAAAGUCAACCAGAAAUUGCCAAUGAAUUUCAAUUACUGCAUGAUGAUAUACUAGAGAUACAAAAAUUAGAUAUUCUUGAGGCUUUAAACACUUUAUCUGAAGUUAAAGAAUACGCUCAUUUAAAAUCAGUUACGGAAACAAUAGAAGAAAUACAACACAAAAUUGUUAGCAUCCUAUCACCUUUAGUUAUGGAAUCAUUAAGUUCUGUCUCUAACCUAGACUUAGCUAGCAAUAAUUUAAAAAACAUUUCCGAAUCUUUAUUUAAAUUGAAAAACCAUUUAACUGUUAUUGAUGUUGAUAACAUUCCAAUUUACGAAGACGUUUUAAAGAUACCAUCUAAUAAAAUACAUUCUAUAGUUAAAAAUAUAUCAAAUUUAAAAGAGCAUUUAGAGAAAUGUCUUUUGUCAGUCCAACGCCAUACAAACUUUUUAGGCUCCGAUCCAAUUAAAGACUUAUAUUAUGUGUGUAAUGAGUUUGUAUCUAUCUCGAAAACAACUGUAUUAACUUGUGCUUCGAAAAAUGAAAAUAUGUAUAAUUUAGUAAGAGCUGUAGAGAACUUUUUACAAGUUAUGAAAACCACGCCAGAUUUGAAUGCUGAAGAAGUCAAAAGCGUUUUCAGCGACCUCUAUAUAAGUAUAAUGAACAUGGAAGAUACUUUAUUUGAGUAUGUCUGUCCUAAAGAAAUUACUGUUACAAAAGAAAAUCCAAUGGAGACAAGAAUUCAUAAAAUGGCAAGUCAUAUAGCGGCUUUGGAGCACUACAAUCCUGAUCUAUUUAUUGCAUCAAACACGGACUUUCCUCAGUCUGUGUCUCUGACAUGUAUAGAAUCUGAGUACCUAAGCAAUAUGGAAAGUGUGAUCGUCAAUACUGCCAUAAUUAUGCAGAAUUUAACAAACCAAAGCUAUAAAACAGAGUCUCAGGAGAAAGAAUCGGUAUUGAUUCAAAAUUUCAUGGAAAAUAUUAAAAACAGUUUUACUAUAAUACGUGUGCUAUUAACGCAACAACCAAGUCAUAAAAAGGUGAUAAGACUUUUUCAAGAAUAUUUUACCGUCCAAGUAAACAUUAAUAAAUUUAAAAACGAAAAAUCAAUACACACACAUCCAGAGAAUUUAAUGUAUUUAGAAGAAAUUUUGAAUCAAGCUGAAGGUAACUUAGAAAAAAUUAAACUAUAUUUAAUAAAAUUUUCGAGCUCCAUUUCAAAAGCAUUAUUUAGAGAACCACUAACAAAAAUUAAUUACUCUAUGUCUUACUUUCCAAAUUAUUUGCGAUUGGACAGUAUAAUGGAUGUACAUGAUUUGAUUCAGAACUUUCUUAUAAUCGUGAAUAUAGCAGCACCACAUUUAGAAAAUUUGGAACAAAAUGUUGGUCAAGAACUCGAAACAUGCAUAUUUAUAAAUUCCGAUGCAGAAAAUAAAUUGAUAACAGACAGUUUAGACAAUUUUUUGUCUCUUCUUGAACGCGAAAUGUGUGAUAAUCCAGAUAAAGAAAAAGAAAAACUUUUAAAAGAACUGAUAAGAUGUUUUAAGAACCAUCAGGAUUAUAAAAAUGCAGUAGGUACAGGAAAAAGAAUGAUUAUCCUCAAGUGCUUAGCUGAUUGUUCGGACAUACUACGAAAUCAUUUCCGAGUAUAUGAUACAGAAAUAAACCUACUAGAGUCUACAAACGGUGGUACAUUACAAAAUUCACUUACCAAAUUAAUACAACAACUUAAGUCUUUAAAUUUGAAAAUAAAUGAAGUACAAGGAAAUGUCUGUAUGUAUCCGAAACACGUAGUAUCUGAUUUAAAGAUAAAAAACAUUGUAUCUUUAAAAGAAUGUUGUGAAAAAUUUCUAAAUGAUGUCAGUCAAUAUUCUUUAUGUGAAGAUGACAUUUGUCUUAUUAAUGACAUUAUUCAUGAAAUCCACUCAAUUCAAGAUAAUAUAAAUACUUUACAAAACGAUCUUGACAUUUUCGAAGAUUUAAAAGACAUCGAAAACUUCUUCCAAAAAACUUUAGCUUCUGAUGAAGUAACCAAAGUUCACAAAUUAUCGAAGGCUGACACAAAAAGUAUUUUACAACAUGUUGAACAAUAUAUAGAAGUAACUGAAAUUAUAGAGGAAAUAUCAGCGAUAAUCAAUCUAGGUAACGUCAAGAAAACAAAAGAAAUUGCACAAGAAUUACGAGAAAGCCUUGCACCUGAUAAUGCACAGUCUAUGGAUGCAUCUGAAGAAUUAAAAUACUGCACUAUUUCGGAAAAUCAAGAAAGCUUGGCGAAACGUCUACAAAUAUCUUUGUCAAAUAUUCAAGAAAAUGAAUUAUUAUCUUGCGACACACAUGUUAGAAAACACAUACUUGAUGUCAUUAGUAAGUUACAGGACGACUUAAAUACAAUCGCUUGCACAGAAAAAUUUGCUGGAUGUGCAAGCAUGAAUAAAACAUCGCAAGAUCCAGGGACUGAAACAAAUGAGAAAUCCUGUCAUGAUAUUGGUUUACUGUCAAUUAGUAAUUAUCAAGAAUGCACUACUCAAGACAUGUCUAUUAAUAAGCACCAUGAGAAAACAAACGCUGUAGCAGUCAUUCAUCAAAUUGAAGAUACUAUAUCGUGUAUCAGUGGUAUUAUUUUAGAAGAAAUUUCAAUUGACGUUAAAAACAUUUACCCAGUCUUUGAAAAUAUUUGUCCAAUAUUAGAAGAACUUAAGUUAAAUGUUGCAACAUUGCAGGAAAACAUAGAUAUAACUGAAUCGCCUAUAUCUGAUAUUUCAGAUAGUCCAGUUCAAAAAGCCUUUAGUAAACCUUUGCACGAAUUAGAAGAAAACAUUAGUGUUUUGACUCACUUAAUACUUGAGUCCUUAAAAGGCACUAAAGAAAACGAAAAUGUACAUAUGCUAGGAGUUCUUGCAAAACCACUUCAUGAGUUACAUAUAACAUAUCAAAUUUUACAAGAAAAUGUCAUAUCACAGUACGAGAGUUUGUCCCUUUUACCACCAAACAUUAACUUUGCGGCAACUGAGCAAAUCCUAAAUAGCUGUGUUUUGUUAGUACAAGAACCAUAUGAAGUAGAAAUUGCUGACGAAAUGUCUACUUUAGAAGAUAUAUCUUGUAUAAAAACUACUGCUGAUUCAAUAUCUUCUGAUGCCCUAGGUGUUGCUCAAGAUAUGCAAGUAACAGCAGAAGAAUAUUACACAAGCCAUAAGCACGAAUCUGAAUUAGACGAAUUAGCCACACAACAAGCACAAACACAAAGUAUAAUGAACGAAAAUAGAUAUGUUUCCAUUGAAGAACCCCUUAAACUGGAACAUGCGAUUUCACAAGAAACAAUAGUGUCCAAUGAUAAAGAUAAUAAUAAAACAAAAGUGACAACAAUGACAGAAAACGAUGUCGUUAAAGAAAACCGAGUAUUAACAAAAGAAUUAAUAAGACAAGAUGAUGAACAUGACCAAGCUGCUGCACAAGACAUUCAAAUUGCGCAGGAAAAAUGCAAUGAAACUGGUAAAACCAAUAUUUCCUCAUCAUAUGAUGACCAACUUAAAUCUGAACGGGCAAUUGAACAAGACACAAAUGAUGACAAUAUUAAAAAAACAGAGACGAAUUUGACAGAAAAACUUAAAGAAUGUGUUGAACCUAAAAAGGGAAGUGAUCAGAAAAUCAAAAUACCUGCACAAGAGUGCCUUGAGAAAACGAAGGAAAAUAUAAGUGAACCGAUUGAUCAACCUUUUGUACCUGAACAAGUUGCUGAAAAAGGCAUUGAAACUAAUAAAACCAAUAUUUCCUCAUCUUAUGAUGACCAAUUUAAAUCUGAACGGGCUAUUGAACAUGAUACAAUUGAUGAAGAUAUUAAAAAAAUAGAGGUCAAUCCCACAGAAAUAAUAGAAGAAUUGGUUAUAACUAAAAAGGACACAGAUCAGAAAAUCCAAGUUCCAACACAUGAGUGCCUUGAGAAACCGGAGGAAAGUAUAUGUAUACCAAGUGAUCAACCUUUUAAACUUGAACAAGCUGCUGUACAAAUAGACCUUGAAAAAUGCAUCGAAACUAGUAAAACCAAUAUUUCCUCAUCAUAUGAUGACCAAAUUAAAUCUGAACGGGCUAUUGAACAAGACUCAAUUGAUGAAGAUAAUUCAAAGUCGGCGACGAAAUUGACAGAAAUAAUUCAAGAAUUUGUUGAACCUAAAAAUGAUAGUGAUCAGAAAAUCCAAGUUCCAGUGCAAGAGUGCCUUGAAAACACCGAGGAAAGUAAAUUUGUACCGAUUGAUCAACCUUUUGUACCUGAAGUAGCUGCUGCACAAGAAACAAAAAAUACGCUGGAAAAAGGUAUUGAAACUAGUAAAACCAAUAUUUCGUCGUCUUAUGAAGACCAAUUUAAAUCGGAACGGGCUAUUGAACAUGAUACAAUUGAUGAAGAUAUUAAAAAAAUAGAGGUCAAUUCCACAGAAAUAAUAGAAGAAUUUAGUGUACCUAAAAAGGAUAGUGAUCAGAAAAUCCAAGUUCCAACGCAAGAGUGCCUUGAGAAACCGGAGGAAAAUAUAUGUGUACCGAGUGAUCAACCUUUUGUACAUCAAAAAACUGCUGAACAAGACACUCAAAUUACGCUGGAAAAAGGCAUUGAAACUAGUGAAACCAAUAUUUACUCAUCCUAUGAUGACCAAUUUAAAUCUGGACGGGCUACUGAACAUGACACAAUUAAUGAAGAUUUUAAAAAAAUUGAGAAAAUUUCUACAGAAGAAAUAGAACAAUGUGUUAUAGCUAAAAUAGAUAGUGAUCAGAAAAUCCAAGUUCCAACGCAAGAGAACCUAGCGAAGACGGAGGAAAAUAUAUGUGUGCUGAUUGAUCAACCUUUUGUACUUGAACAAGCUGCUGUACAAGUUACACUGGAAAAAUGCAUCGAAACUACUAAAACCAAUAUUUCUUCAUCAUAUGAUAAUAAACUCAAAUCUGAACAGGUUACUGAACAAGACACGAUUGAUAAAGGUAUUAAAAAAAUGGAGACAUAUUCCACAGAACUCUUAGAAGAAUGUGUUGAACCUAAAAAGGACAGUGAUCAGAAAAUGCAAAUUCCAAUGCAAGAGUGCCUUGAAAAGACGGAGGAAAAUAUAUGUGUAUUAAAUGAUCAACCUUUUGUAUUUGAACAAGCAGCUGCACAAGACACAAAAAUAAUGCUGGAAAAAGGCAUUGAAACUAAAAAUACCAAUAUUUCCUCAUCCUAUGAUGACCAACUUAAAUCUGAACGGGCUAUUGAACAAGACACAAACGAUGACAAUAUUAAAAAAACAGAGACGAAUUUGAUAGAAAAAAAUAAAGAAUGUGUUAAACGUAAAAAGGACAGUGAUCAGAAAAUCAAAAUACCUACACAAGAGUGCCUUGAGAAAACGAAGGAAAAUAUAAGUGAAUCAAUUGAUCAACCUUUUGUACCUGAACAAGCUGCUGCACAAGAAAUAAAAAUUACGCCGGAAAAAGGUAUUGAAACUAGUAAAACCAAUAUUUCCUCAUCUUAUGAUGACCAACUUAAAUCUGAACGGGCUAUUGAACAAGACACAAACGAUGACAAUAUUAAAAAAACAGAGACGAAUUUGAUAGAAAAAAAUAAAGAAUGUGUUAAACGUAAAAAGGACAGUGAUCAGAAAAUCAAAAUACCUACACAAGAGUGCCUUGAGAAAACGAAGGAAAAUAUAAGUGAAUCAAUUGAUCAACCUUUUGUACCUGAACAAGCUGCUGCACAAGAAAUAAAAAUUACGCCGGAAAAAGGUAUUGAAACUAGUAAAACCAAUAUUUCCUCAUCUUAUGAUGACCAAUUUAAAUCUGAACGGGCUAUUGAACAUGAUACAAUUGAUGAAGAUAUUAAAAAAAUAGAGGUCAUUUCCACAGAAAUAAUAGAAGAAUUGGUUAUAACUAAAAAGGACACUGAUCACAAAAUCCAAGUUCCAACACAAGAGUGCCUUGAGAAACCGGAGGAAAAUAUACGUGAACUGAAUGAUCAAUCUAAAAAAGAAAUGGCGAAGAUUAUUCAAAUUCCAAUAAACAAGAGUAUUGAACAAGAUAAUACACAUGAAAUAGUACCAACAUUAAAAAAAUGUGAAGAAACUACCGAGAAAAAUAUUUCUAGCCCCUUUACACCUGAAUUGGUUCAAGAACUACGUUUAACAGUUGAAGAGAAUAUGAAAACACAUGAGAAACAUAUUUUAGCUAAAAACCCCAUUCCUCAACAAUCACAUACUGCGUCUGAAGACUGUAAAGACCUAAUAACAAACGUGGAGAAUAUUAUGUACCAAAAAUGUACAGAUACAAAUUAUAACUUAAAAUAUAGCAAAAUUAUACAAACCAUGAACUCUUUGGUAAAUGAGUUACAUGAAAUUUUAAUCUCUGGUAGUUCUUCUAAUGUCGAAAAGACAUAUUCCUUACAAAAUAUAUUGGAUGAGUUUCAAGUCCAAAUAAUAAAACUUAAAAGCGUGAAUAUUAAAGAUGUCAGCAACACCCUCAAUGAAACAAUAGAAGAUUUAGAAUGCAGCGUGAGAAGUGUCCAACUACUGAUUAACGAAAGUAGUCCUACCGAUCAUGUUAUUGAAGCAAGUGCAACAAUUGAGUUAUUAGUUAAUAGUAUAAAGGAACAUUUAAGCACAAUUCAUUUUCAGGAUACAAUGCUUGGAAAACCUGACUUAUUGGAAGAGUGCGUAGGUGAUACCGAAGUAACCUUAUUAUUGUUAGAAAAGGUUUCAGAGACAACCACAAAUCAUGAUGAUAUUUUAAAAAUAAUAAAUGAUCUUAACACUGUAAAAGAUUCAAUUAAAACAAUAAAACUAAGUUUUUCUAUAGAUGAAGAAACUGUUAUAGAAAAUGGAAUUGAAAUUCUGCAAAGCUUAGAUACUAUUGAACACCAGUUAUUUACUAUAGAAAACGUUUUAGAGAAGAUGCCUACAGUGGAAUCACUUACUCGUGACACUAUUAUAAAUGCAGUACAUUCUGUUUACACUAAUAUUUCUAAUAUCAGAGGGACUAUUUCAAACAUCAAAAAGUCUUAUAUUUACCAAAAUUAUGGUAAACCGUCUGAAAACUUACUGAAAGCAAUUAAAAAUAUAAAUCACAUUAAGAGUAUUGAUAACAAUCAUAAUUGGAUAUCAGUUACCAAACAUUUUCGAAAUAUAUUAAAUCAUUUUGAAGAAAUCAAGUUUUAUAUUAACCUUGAUAAAACUGCCAGGCAACCAAGUGAUGCAUCAAUCACAAAAGUCGUACUUAAUGAAUUAAAAUUGCUCUUAUCUAAUGUUGUGCUAACUAAUGUUAAAAAGUUUCAGUCGCUUUUAGAAAAUAGUGUUGAUACGGUUAUAAAAUAUAUCGAACAAUGUAUACAAACAAUAGAUAGCACCCCCGUUUUAGAAGUAAGAGAAAAGAUUCCAAUUUAUAAAGAGUUGACAGGAAGGUUAAUAGACUUUUCAAAUGAAAUACUGGAAAGAUAUAAACAUGUGAAUACUCUAAACAUAGAUCCAAAUGCAAAUGAACCUCAAAGUAAUGAGAUUUUUACUUCAGUAUCACAAUAUGAAUCAGAUAAAACAAUUGUUUUAGAAUCUCCUAAAGAUGACUGUAUGGAAGUAACCGUUGUACAGGCAGGAAGUGCGCUUAACGAUCUUGUUUCUCAAAUAAUAACUGAAUCUUCUUAUUUUAAAGACGAUACUCUUCCAGAAAAUACAGACGAUACAGAAACUCAAACGGUCAAAAAUAAUGUAGAAAAACAAUUUAUUGAAGGUGUUCAAUCGAUAAUUGAACAUUUGAUAGAAGAAGCUAUUAUUAAAGUAACAUUGUUAAGAAUACAAAAUGGAAAAGACCAAGACAUUGAAAAUGAAGACUAUCUUCAAAUGUCACAAGAGCCACAUGACAAUACUACCAAAACACUGCUAGAUGCAAUUACAAUUGAACUAAAAAGUAAAGAAGACUCAUUUCAAUCAAUGGCAGACAUCGAUAAAAGACAAAAAGUAUCUGAGGAUUCUCAAAUUGACCAGCAAAUUAAAAAUAUAUUAAACUGUGAAGAAGAAAGUUUAUUGUUGGACCUAAAUAUUAAGCCUCAGACAGAAAGUGACAGGUUAGCCCAAGACCGUAGUGAUAAAAACGUAAAGAUAGGCCUAGGAAACGUUGAAAAGAAAACAUUAUUAACAGAUCGUUCAAAAGAAGAUUUUUGUAUUAAUAAUAAGCUUGGAAACGAAAUUUCGGAUGAAUAUAUUAAAAAAGAGUCAAUUAGUCAAAAUAUAGAAUUAAAAUACCUAGAUGAAACCAUAGUAAAUAAAAAUGAACAGGAAAUUACAUGCUCGGAUAUUUUGAAUGUAACAUUAGAUAGUAACGAAGGUACAAAAGAUUUAAAAAAAGAUGACAAUAUUAAAACUAUUCAACAACAUAAAGAAACCUUUGAUGGAAAUUGUAAAAACAUACAAGAAAAGUCUUUAAUUUUAGAAAGCAGUGAAAACUCAAAAAACCAUACAUUAUUACAAUCAGACCCUCUAAUACGGGAAAGUUUAUUAGAAAUCCAUUCCACAGCAAUACUGGAUAGUGAAAUGAAAAGCAUUGCAGAGGAAGAAUUAUGUACUAUGCCUAACGAUGAUAAAAAUGUUGAAUUAAUUAGUGAAACUGUCAAUAGUUCGAAUGAUAUGAAGGCAAAGAGAACAACCACAAUAAUUGACAAGGUAUCAAUCAACAAACAUAAGAUGAACGAUCUUGACAUAAGUUGUACUGAGGUUGGAGAAAAUAAUUCAAGUCUGCCAGAUGUACUAGAGGAAAAACUCGAAAUCAUUCAAAACAUGAAGUCCGAAAUAGAAUCUAAGGAGAAUCAUAAUACCACGGAGACAACUAGAGCUUCAGCUGAAAUAUCUAGAGAAGAAAUCGAAAUAUCUAAUGUUGAAAUUAAAAAAGUUGAUAAAACAACUGAAGAAAACAAUAAAAUCAUAGGUAACGAAUCUUUACAAGAUAAUAAUAUUUCACAAGUUCAACUAAACAAAGAUGACGUCCAAAGUGAAAUUGAAGUAUCGACAUCACUCAUCAAUCAAAGUCACUUUGACUUUGAUCAGAAUCUAAUUAUUGAAGAAGGAAGACGUAAUAUUCGAAAAAACGAAGAUCUUAUUGAAGCUAAUACAAAAAAUACAAAUGAACAACAGAAGCUGGGAAACUUAAAUCUAAAUUUCGCCAAGGGCGAACAAGAUGCAGCAAGUGAGCAAAAUAUAGUAGACAUACAAACAGAUUUCGAAAAUGUAAUAUUGUCAAGUAAUUUGUCGGAUAGCAUUGACUCAAAUGUUUUUCAAGACCAGAAUACACUGAAUGAACAAUUAAUAGAUAUAGUAGAUGACAACACAUCUUUUAGUUCUGGCGAUAAGCAAGAAAAUGUUUUGGGAAUUAAUAUAAUAUCACAAAAUGAUAAACACAACCUGCUAAGUCCUGAAGAAAUAAUUAUCUGUCCAAGUAUUCAAGGAUCCUCAGCAGAAGAAAAUAUUUUUGAUAGACUUGAAGUGAAAGAAAAUGUAUCAAAUUUAGUACCAGAACAAAAUCAACAGAAUAAAGGCUUUUGCAAACGUGAAGAAGAUACUGACCAGCAUGCUACGUAUACUGAACUAAUAGAUGCCAACACUGCACUUGCAAAUACAAACCCAUCUGCUAAAUCCAAUACAACUAUAGAAAACAGAAGUGAACGUGAAAGUAACUUAGAUAGAGAAGAAGAAAAUAAUGUCAAUAAAGAAGAAUCUAUUUGCCAUAUUUUACAAUCAGAAGAAACUAUUGAAUCAUCUUCAUCCAGAAUAAAUACUCUUUGUGACACACGAGACGAAAUUAGUACGGUAGAAAAGAAAAUAAAUGAAUCUAAAUCAAAAACUAAUAGAUUGUCAAAAAAACGUAAAACUAAAGAAGAUAAUGUUGACAAUGGCAAAAGUAACGACAUAGACGAGUAUGAACGAGCUAAAUUUGUUGAUGAUGUUGCUCGCCAAAAAAAUCAAGAUACAGAUACCGAAACUGUGGUAGCAAGCACUCUGUCAACUUUUAACGUGGAAAUACCAGACAACAAAAAAGUUAAAAGUGAAAUGAAUCAAACACAAAUUAAUGAUAAAAAUACUGAGGAUGAAACGACUAAUUUAACAGAUGUUAAAACAAAACCAUGUACAGUAAAGGAAAAACCUCAAUUUGUUGAUCCAAACCUUGUAGAUAUAAGUAUGGGACUUUUGCGACCACCUACGUAUAUUUCAAAACCGUUUCAGGCAGAAAAUUUCUUAACUCCAGAAUUAAAUACUUAUACUUCCACAGCAAAAGUAUUUUACAAGGCACAGAGUCUUAUCCGGGAUCACCAGAGUAAAUUAAUGUAUACAGGAGACCGUGAAAAACAAAUGGAAACACAACAAGGCACUAAGGCUACUAGUGAAUCAAGAAGUAUUUAUUCUGAAAAAAGAGCGAGUUCUAUACGAGAUCUCAGAAGAAAACCAGUUUUUACUACUCAUUUAACGAACAGGACUGCAGUUGAAGGUUCUAGAGUAAAACUCACUUGCAGUGUUUUAUCUUCAACAGAACCUGUGCUUAAAUGGUAUAAAAACGGUGUAUUGUUGGAAGAUAAACAUAAAUACAGAGUGAAAUUUAUUGACGGCUUAAUUACAAUGGAAUUAUUGAACGCAUUGCCAAGUGAUUCUGGUGAUUACAGUUGUACUGUAGACAAUGAACACGGUUCAAUAACAACUUCGGCAAAAUUAAAAGUUUAUCCUAGCUUUGAAGCUUCACCAAUACCGCCAACCUUUACGAGAUCAAUACGAGAUGUUUAUCACAGAGCUGAAAAUGAACUUAUCUUGGAAUGCCGAAUACGAGGGCAACCCUUACCCACAAUUUCUUGGUUUAAGGACAAUAAUCCUAUCGCUACUGACGACCGCUAUGAAGCCUCUUAUUUAGCUGAUGGUCUGUGCAGACUCACUAUAAAUUCUCCAAAUCAAAAGGAUAGUGGUACCUAUACUUGCAAAGCCGAAAGUGCGGUAUGGUCAGAUCAGAUCACACAUGUAGUCAAUUUUGAUGAUGCUUCUCGCCUUGAUUCACAUAUCUCGAGUGUUGAAAAAUUACGUCUUACCCACGACGCUCGGCGACCACACUUCACUAAUGUUUUAAGUGACUACAAAGUAAUUAAGGGUGGUACUAUAGGGUUACAAGUCGAGAUCGGUGGGGCACCAACAAGAGUAGAGUGGUUACGGGAAGGGUCUUCUGUCACAGAAUUAGACCAGAAUGCGCAGACAUUCGUAGAUCAUGGUAUAUAUACCCUGGCUUUGAAUGAUGUGUCGGAAAGGCAUUCCGGAUUAUACACAUGCAGAGCAUGGAGUAUGCACGGAAAUGUGGACAUGAAUGCUGAGAUAAGUGUGGUUCAACCGAACGAGGUUGAUGGUAAACCAGCAGUCAUUGUAAGUCGACCCACGAAGGAUAUUCUCAUAUCUGUUGGGGAAGACAUAAACAUAUCUUUUAGAGUUCAAGGGGAGCCAAAGCCAAAAGUUUUUUUCCUAAAAGGAAUCCGAGAUAUAACUAACAGCCAGCGAGUUUGUAAGAUGACAUCAGAUGAUUACGUGAAAUUCACAAUGAAAAGAUCUGUUAUAACAGACGCAGGUACCUACUGUAUCAUGGCAAGAAAUGUCUACGGAUGUGAUAGAGCUUUCGUAACUGUUGAGGUACGUCAACGUGCGUCAUCAGAUAAUCUAAUAUCUGACUGGACGUAUCCCACGGAAGACACAACCAUCAUUUCCACAGAAAGAAAAUAUAAAUCCGUGCCCGGACGUAUACCAGGCGAGCCAAGUGCAGUGGAUGGUGGAAAUAACUGGGUGGCCCUUAGUUGGCCAAAAUCAGACCCUCAAGAAGCAGCUCCAGUUCUCGCGUACCGAAUAGACUCCUGGCUUCUUGGAAAAGAGGGUGGUGCACGCUGGAUAGAAAUGGGAAUAACACCUCGAAAUACCUUUGAUGCAUUUAAUUUAAAACAAGGUGAAGAGUACCACUUCAGGGUAACACCAAGAAAUAGAUAUGGGUGGGGAGAGCCGGUACAAACAUCGUCUCCUAUCGCGGUUGGCAUCGCCGGCGAUAGACCCGAGUUCAUUGACAUUUUACCCGGUCUAUUAAAAGUCCUCGUUGGUGAAACAGCGACUCUAAGUUGUAGCUUCAAAGGCAAACCAACACCAGUGAUCGUCUGGAUGAAGAACGGUAGAGAAAUAGAGGAGUCAGGCAAAUUCAUGUGUAGACAGAACGGAAACAUGUGUUCUUUAACGAUAAAAGAUGUGGAAAUAGAAGACGAGGGUCGGUACAGCUGUGAAGCGACGAACGCUCAUGGACGGGCAUCGACUUACGCGAGAAUGACCGUGAUCACUGAUAGACAAAUAUGGGAGGCUGACGCGAAACUAAAGAGAGAAAGGUCGGCAGAUGCAACAGGUGAAUUUCCGCCUCAAUUCACAAUGCGGCUGAGAGAUCGCCGUGUUCAAGCCACGUAUCCUGUAAGACUGACAUUCCAAGUUAUAGGCAGCCCAACACCGAAUGUGACUUGGUUUAAGGAUGGUCAAGAAAUCACUUUUGACAGUCGAAAAACAUCAUACAAGGACGAACACUUUCACACCCUUGAGAUAGCUCCGACCACGCUUGAUGAUGGUGGAUUAUAUGAAGCUUUGGCAAGAAACAAUAGUGGUGCAGUCAGCUGUAGAUGUAGCCUCGUAGUAGAUAAAGGCAUCAGGGCCUACGUUGCACCAGAAUUCUGCUGUGGCCUUGAACCCUUGUAUCGCCUAAAUGAAGGUGAUGAGCUACGCAUAUCCGCAAUAGUUGAAGCAUAUCCUUCUGUGGGAGUAACUUGGUACAGAGAUGGAGUACGUCUAAGACCAAGUAGAAGAGCUAUUAUGACUCUCGACAGGGACGGUCAGAUCGAACUGGCUCUGGCCUCCGUGACGCCAAGGGACGCCGGUGUCUACACGUGCACGGCCUCUAAUGAAGUUGGCCAAGCUUCCACCUCAGGGAAGGUGGAAAUCAUAACGGAUCAAAGAGAAGAAAGGAGAAAUGUACCGACCGUCAUUUGCCCAGAUAUUCCGUAUUCAAAGGAGCCCAUGUUUAUUAUAAAGCCGAGAUCUACUGAGGCCCAAGAAGGCGAUACAGUUAUUAUUGAAUGUGAAGUAAUUGGAGAUCCCACACCAGAAGUCUAUUGGCUUAGGGACUUUUUGAAGCCCGACUAUUACCGAGACGCGAAACACUUCAAGCAAAUGGCAGCAGGUCCUCUGUAUCGCUUUGAAAUUCCACACGCCAAAUUAGACUUCACCGGAGCUUACUCAGUUGUAGCUCGGAAUGUACACGGAGAGGCAAAGGCGAUUAUUUCCUUACAAAUAUUUGCUAAAGAUCUGAGUUCGAGUGAUGAAACACACAACAUUAGAUAUGGACGCGUAGAAGUUAUACCGCGCUUUGAAAAGGAACUGACUGAUCUUCUCUGUUACGACAGCGAUGCAAUCGAGUUUGAAUGCCUUAUUAGCGGACAUCCCGAACCGGAUAUCCGGUGGUUUCAUUACAACCAGCUUCUUCCUGAUUGUCCUGAUUUCGAAUCGACAUAUGACCUGGGCAUAGCGCGCCUAAAGAUAAAGCAAGUUGCCGCUGAGGAUGAAGGCACCUAUACCUGCGAAGCCUCCAACAACCUCGGAAAGGCUACAUCUACUGCUUGCUUGGUAGUCUAUCCACCCGGGGAACCGAAUACUAUAAGCCAGCAACUACAACGCCCACCAGCGCUGGCUUCGGCUGCGUCAACGCCACGGUCUACUCCGCGCGUUACCCCAGCGCGUUCCGUCUCUCGAACUCCAGCACGUUCAGCAGGCCCCGAUCGUCGCCUUCGCAGUCCAACCCGCGAGGUUGGUCCCAAGUUCUACACAUAUCCAUUCAACAAGGUGGUGGAGGAGGGAGAUAGCGUAGUUUUACAAUGUGCGGUUGGAGGAUUCCCUACACCGUGGGCUACGUGGGACAAGGAUGGCAUUGUUAUCACUCCCACGUCUCGAAUCAGCGUAAAAGAGAAAGACGAAAUGUUACGGAUUCUGCAAAUCGAUGAAGUAAACGUUGACGAUGUCGGUCUUUAUCGGAUCACGUUAGAGAACGAUUUUGGACGGGCUGAGGCAUCGGCAAGACUGGAAGUUAUCUCGAAUAAGGGAAAAUUUCAUUCGAGAUCUAGCAGUGUUUCUCCAGCCCGACUGUACAGACGAAGGACGCCGUCUUUUACAAGACAAGACUGACGCGGAUGGAGUAGAAAGCGAAGAAUGGCGUGAAAUGAGACGCAUUUGAGUUGUUUUACAGUAAAAUUAGAAUAUUAUACCUUGUUUUUUUAUCGUAUUGUUUUCUUAAAUCAAGUAUAUUUAAUUCCAACAUUAGUAAUUAUGAGUUGUUUUAUUAUUAUAUGUACCACGCCCCGGUGUUUGUGAAAUAAACGAUAUUGCAAAUU